Naumovozyma castellii is the source of this 618-nucleotide messenger RNA. Its product is annotated as pyridoxal 5'-phosphate synthase. NCBI's taxonomy places the organism in Eukaryota, Fungi, Ascomycota, Saccharomycetes, Saccharomycetales, Saccharomycetaceae. The record is from RefSeq and is a predicted model, not a curated record. Bases 1 to 618 code for a protein of 205 amino acids. The transcript has a single exon.
AUGUCCUGCACUGAACACUAUCCAGGCCAUCUCUUAGAUCUAAUUAAAACGUCCAAGUAUGUCCAUUUAGCUACUUGUUCCCCCGAUUGCAUCCCUUCCGUUGCUUUAAUGAACUACACAUAUAUACCUUGUUCUAAAAGUUUUAGGGAUGAUACAAGUAAAAAUGACUACAUUAUCUUUGCUACUUUUGCUGAUACUGAGAAAUAUGAAAAUAUAGUUAAGAACCCCAACGUGUCUAUGUUAUUUCAUGAUUGGAUAACUGCAAAUAACCUCUCUGUGAGAAAAUCUACUUUAUCACAAAGUGGCACUCCUGAUCCAUCAUUAACCCCCAGAGGAAACCCCAUGGUGGCCUCAUCUCCCACCCACCCAAGUAAACUGUUACAUUUAUUACAAGAAUUGAAUCAGGCAGAACUAAACCAAAUGAGUGCCACUAUUAAGGGCUACGCAAAAGCAAUUACUCCAAAUUCAGAGGAAUCAAAUUACUACAAGAGUCUGCUAUUGAAGACUAAUCCUGACGCUGGAGUUUUUAUUUUAGGUGAGAAUACUGUCAUCGUAAAAGUUAAAAUUGAAAGUGCUAAAGUAACUGAUAGUGAGAACAAUACUAGUAUCUAUAAUUGA